GUGGUCCCCAGGGCUGAGUUUAAAACUACUGAGGACGGACUGGAUGAAAACUAUUAUUCCCAUCAGGCAAAGCGAAUCGUCGACCUUUCACGUCAGACUUCUGAACAUACGUGGCUUCUCCUGAAACUGGCAGCGUCUGGAGUGCACAAUGGAUUUGGAGGCUAUGACCAGAUACACGAGUCCGGUGAAUCCGGCCGUGUUUCCACACCUGACCGUCGUCCUGCUGGCCAUCGGAAUGUUUUUCACGGCAUGGUUCUUCGUUUAUGAAGUGACCUCUACAAAGUACACGCGGGACGUCUACAAGGAGCUGCUUAUCUCCCUAGUGGCGUCCCUCUUCAUGGGCUUCGGUGUGCUGUUUCUGCUCCUCUGGGUUGGCAUAUACGUCUGACGGUAACGGAGACAAGGUCAAAGACAAAGGCGAACAUUCCAGUGUGUCAGAAGUCGAACCGCAUCACCAUGGCACCACAGGCCAUCACCAUGGAAAUUGGGAUUGUAAUUGGACUUUGCACUGACAAGAGGGUGGAGAUGGGUGUGACAUGGUUGUGGGCAUUAGUGGGGCUCAAUGGCGUAGGGCUUUGGAUGGAUUCUAUUCAGAAAUAAAGAUUUUUGUUUAAAAAAUUACAAACAAAAAAAAACUCAGGUGCCCUUGGAAUUUAUUAUGAUACACUAACGCAUGAAUUCUCUGUACAUUAAUGAAUUAGAAUUGAUUUUUUCAUAUUCUUCACUCAACAAAAACUUUUGCACAUGAAACAAUAAGUUUGAUUGAAAUUAAGGGCAGAGCACACAGAAAUAUGUGUGUGUGCAAUACCACAAAAUGAAUUCAGUAGUGUACUGUAACUAAAAUGGUACAAGAUAAAACUGAGUGGGACUAA
Messenger RNA from Anguilla rostrata (American eel), 872 nucleotides. RefSeq names its product transmembrane protein 258 (gene tmem258). NCBI's taxonomy places the organism in Eukaryota, Metazoa, Chordata, Actinopteri, Anguilliformes, Anguillidae. The transcript has 4 exons. The record is from RefSeq and is a predicted model, not a curated record. Bases 149 to 388 code for a protein of 79 amino acids. Gene Ontology annotation, biological process: protein N-linked glycosylation. Gene Ontology annotation, cellular component: membrane-bounded organelle.